Messenger RNA from Cyclopterus lumpus (lumpfish), 2019 nucleotides. It is a transcript of the gene rsph3, whose product is annotated as radial spoke head 3. Gene Ontology annotation, cellular component: cilium. The transcript is spliced from 8 exons. The record is from RefSeq and is a predicted model, not a curated record. Bases 80 to 1069 code for a protein of 329 amino acids. NCBI's taxonomy places the organism in Eukaryota, Metazoa, Chordata, Actinopteri, Perciformes, Cyclopteridae.
UACGGUGAUUGUGUCUGUGUCGUGUAGUGUCGCCUUUAACGUUGACCUGCGGAUUAUCACAACUAACGUGACGGUAGAAAUGGCCGUUGUCUCGCAAAGCCAAAGAGAUCCGAACGGAAACUACAUCUUCUCCAGUCGGCCCAGACCGGUGGAGACCCGCUCCAAGUUCAGAGAGCCUCCGUCUGACCAGACACCCGGUACUUAUGGAAACAUUAUGUAUGACCGUCGUGUUGUCAGAGGAAACACUUAUGCCCAACAGAUCAUACCAACUAUGCCUCUGCCGGACCCCGUCGAGGUACAAAGACAACAUGACAAUAGGAGGAGAGCCAUUGCUCGAAAACGCGCCAGGGAACAGUUAAGAACCAGGACGGCAGAGGCCCUGCAGGGCAGAAAACACAUCGAUGUACAAACAGAGCAUUAUCUCGAAGAAUUGAGUGAUGUUAUAGUGGCUACAGAUAUCGAGUGCCAGACUGACGCUUUCCUGGACAGACCAGCAACCCCACUCUUCAUACCUGCCAAAUCUGGUAAAGAUGUUGAAACCCAGAUAGAGGAGGGAGAGUUGUUUGACUUCAACAGGGAGGUGCAGCCAGUGUUGGAGGUCCUGGUUGGUAAGACAAUAGAACAGUGUCUCCUGGAGGUGAUGGAGGAGGAGGAGCUGGCCUGUCUGAGGGCCCAGCAGAGGGCCUUCGAAGAGCUCCGAAAUAAUGAGCUGGCAGAGGUGUUGAGGCUUCAGGAGCAGGAGAGACGCCACAGGGAGGAGAAAGAGCGUAGAAUUGCCCAGCAGAAGGAGGUUCUGAAGAAAGAAAAAGAGAUUGCUGAGAAGAUUGCUGCACGGGCGUACACAAAGCAGUACUUUUCUGACCUCCUGCCGGCCGUCUUUACCUCACUGAGAAGCCACGGCUACUUUUACGACCCUGUGGAGAAAGAUAUUGAGACAAAUUUCAUCCCAUGGCUGAUGGUUGAAGUUAAUAACAGUUUGGAAAGGAGAUACACAGCAAGACACCUCCUGGACAAUAUCAUCCACGAUGUCGUGCAGAAGAGACUGGAGAUGUGCAAAGAGACAAAAUGACUCACUGAGCAAGGUCAAGGACAUGAAGGCAUUCUCAAAACUAACAUGUUUUUUACUGACUAAACUACCGCACAAGUCAUUUGUUUCAAUCUUAAAAUGUGUUAUUAUUAGUAAUUAUAUAUAAUUAUUAUUAUUAUUCUAAUGACAAGUAGGGAAUUUGUGAAAUAGAUGAAAAUUCAAUGCAAUGUUGUAUUAUCCUUUCCUAUUAAGUUAUUUGUUUAUUUGAGAUCUUUCUCACAGGACGCAAAGCCACCUCUUAUUUUCUUCAACUAAAUAUCUAGAUCAUACAGCAGUGAGAAGUUCCAGUUAUUGCAAAACCAUUAAAACUGGGAUGAAAAGAUUAGGUAUGCAUUGCAUGCAGAGAUUUGUUGUAAGUCUACAAUUUGCUGCCGAUGAAAGAUCUGACAUUCUUAAACGCAAAAAUGUUGCUGUUCCUUAGUUUAUUUGCUGCAACUUUGAAUGAACUUUAUUGUCUUUUAUUGACUUCAUUUGUGUGAAGUACAAACAUCCUUUUUCUUUCAGACAUGCAGCAUAUUUGUCAAUUUUACCAGAUAUCAGAAAAAAGUUCCUGGUAGUUUUCAAAACAACUAAACACAGCAAAUCAUACAAAUACUUAAAAAGAAAGAAUCAAUGAAGGAGAUACAGUAUAAGUCAAACAUAGUUGUUGUUGUUGUGUAAGUAGUUGUUGCUUAUAUAACCUGCUGUAAGCAAAAGGUUAUAUAAAUGUUAACUAUUUAGAGGAUCAUUCAAAGUGCCGUUCUGUGAAUAUUAUCUAUUUGCACCUGGCAUUGCUCUGCAAACACUUCAUUCAGUUGCUGUAACAGGCAAAUUCGACAAUGUUUUGCAUCGCUCUCCCAUGUCUGCUAAAUUUAGCUCACCACGCAAACAAAACAAGUUUUUUUUUAAGUUGAUGGCUGUUAUUUCAUCCUCAUUUAAAAAAUAAAUCGUAU